UUGAAUUGGGCCUGACUUGCAGGAAGGGAAGAGAUAGCACGAGCCAAGAGUCCAAAGCAGUCUCAGAGCGCAAAGAGCCUCUGUUUAUUAACUUGCGCGGUGCGCUAAGUAUUGUUUGUGAAGAAGGAACCGAAGAAGAGAGAGGAAAAAUGGCGGAAUCUUCAUCGUUGUCUUCAGCAGCGAAGUCCGAUACGGAGGUAGAAGAAAUGCUGGAUCGGAUGCUGACUCGUUUGGCUCUGUGCGACGAUUCCAAGCUGGAGCCGUUGCUCUCGAAGCUUCUCCCUCUCUGCAUCUCCUCCCUCUCCUCGCAAUCCCUCCCCGUUCGCAACAAGGUGCUUGAGAUUUUGAGUCACGUCAACAAGAGAGUGAAGCUCCAGCAGCAUAUUGGUUUACCUUUGUCUGCCUUGUGGAAAUUGUAUUCGGAGUCUGGUGCUGUUCCAAUCAUAAGGAAUUUUUGCAUUGUGUAUAUAGAGAUGGCUUUUCAGCGUGUUAAUGCAAAGGAAAAGGAAGAUCUGGCUCCUGAUCUAUUGGUGAACAUCUCGAAACUUCCACUUCAACACCAGGAAAUUAUCCUUAGAAUUGUUGUUAAGGUAAUUGGUGAAUGCCACUCUGGUCAAAUUGGUGAUGAAGUUGCUGCAAAGUAUAAAAAAGUGAAUAAUUCUCAAGAUAGGGAGCUGUUUAUUGAGUUUUGUCUUCAUACAAUAUUGUAUCAGCGGGUCUCUCAAAGUGGCGGAUUCCCUCCUGGGCUUUCAGUAGCUCAAGUCAAUCGUGUUACGGGGAAACAACAAUUGCAAAGUAAUGAAAUUUUACCAAGAAAGUUGGGUAUUUUGAAUGUUAUUCAAUCUAUGGAGCUUACCCCUGAGCUUGUUUAUCCUUUAUAUCUUGCUGCCUCUGUAGAUUGUGAAGAGCCAGUUAUUAAGAGAGGCGAGGAGCUUCUAAAGAAGAAGGCCAGUGGUGCUAAUUUAGAUGAUUUAAAUCUGAUCAACAGAUUAUUUUUGCUAUUUAAUGGUACUGUUGGAGUUGAACAUGUUGAUUCAGAAUCAAGAGUUAGUCCCGGAAGUCCUGCUUUAAAGGCAAAAUUAAUGUCUAUCUUCUGCAGGUCUAUUACAGCAGCAAACAAUUUCCCAUCCACCUUGCAGUGCAUUUUUGGUUGCAUUUAUGGGAAUGGUACCACAUCGCGGUUGAAGCAAUUAGGAAUGGAAUUUACUGUAUGGGUAUUUAAGCAUGCAAAAAUUGAUCAGCUCAAGUUAAUGGGCCCUGUUAUUUUGAGUGGAAUUAUGAAGUCCCUCGACAAUUAUCCAAGUUCAGAAGCAGAUGCCAGUGCUCGGGAGGUCAAAAAUUACGCUUUUCAGGCAAUUGGGUUGCUUGCCAAGCGCAUGCCUCACCUCUUCAGGGAAAAGAUUGACAUGGCUGCUCGUCUUUUUCAUGCCUUGAAAGAUGAAUCCCAGUCACUUCGAUUUGUUGUUCAAGAGGCAACUAUAUCUCUUGCUGAAGCAUACAAAGCAGCCCCAUUAUCUGUGUUACAAGAUUUGGAGACACUUCUGCUAAAAAAUUCUCAAGUGGAGGAAAGUGAAGUACGAUUUUGUGCUGUAAGAUGGGCAACAUCUUUGUUUGAUCUUGAACAUUGUCCUAGUCGUUUUAUUUGUAUGCUUGGAGCAGCAGAUGUUAAAUUAGAUAUCAGAGAAAUGGCGCUUGAAGGCCUUUGUCUUCUUAAAAGUGAAAGUGAAAUUGUUGGUCUUAAGUAUCCCAAACUGGGUAUGAUGCUGGAUUACAUUCUUCAACAACAGCCAAAGUUGUUAGAGUCCAGUGAAACUAGGGAACAGAACCUUCUUUUCCCUUCAAAUACAUAUGUGGCCAUGAUUAAAUUUUUGUUGAAAUGCUUUGAGUCGGAGUUGGAGCAGAAUAAAUCCUUAGAAGGAUCAUCUGAAUUUAUGUCAUCAGUGAAGGCUUUCUGUUCGAUCCUGGAGCAUUCUAUGUCAUUUGAAGGUUCUGUAGAGUUGCAUGUCAAUGCUUCCAAGGUGUUGCUUAUCAUUGGAUCACAUAUGCCAGAGGUAAUAGCGUCACAUUUUGCCCUGAAAGUUUCAUGGCUUAAACAACUACUAAAUCAUGUGGAUUGGGACACUCGUGAAUCCUUUGCACGUUUACUUGGUAUUGUGUCUUCGGCUCUUCCUACCCCUGAUGUUAUGUCUGAAUUGACUUCCUUAUUUAGCCAAACACAGAAAUCAAGGUUUGAGACUAGGCAUGGUGCUCUUUGUGCAAUAGGAUAUGUAACUGCAAAUUAUUUGUCUAGAACACCUAUGCCAGAAAUACUUCUCCAGAAUACACUUAGAUGUCUGGUUGAUGUGGUUAAUUCUGAAACUUCUGCACUGGCUGCUGCUGCAAUGCAAGCACUAGGUCAUAUUGGACUUUGUAUUUCGUUACCUCCACUUGAUUCGAAUUCAGAUGGAAUUCUGAUAAUUUUAUCUGAUAAAUUGAGCAAGCUUCUCUUGGGUGAUGACAUUAAAGCAAUACAGAAGAUUGUUAUAUCUAUUGGACAUAUAUGUGUAAAAGAAACAUCAUCUACUCAGCUAGAUAUGGCCCUAAAUCUGAUUUUCAGUCUCUGUCGAUCUAAGGUUGAGGAUAUUCUCUUUGCUGCUGGGGAGGCCCUUUCUUUUUUGUGGGGUGGUGUUCCUUUCAAUGCUGACAUAAUUCUUAAAACUAACUAUACUUCACUGUCGAUGGCUUCAAACUUUUUGAUGGGAGAUUUGACCUCUUCUGUGUCUAAGCAGAGUACUAAUGAACUAAGCAAAUACAGUGAAGAUUAUCAUGCUUCUGUGAGAGAUACAAUCACAAAAAAGCUCUUUGACGUUCUUUUGUAUAGUAGCAGGAAAGAAGAGAGGUGUGCUGGAACUGUUUGGCUAGUUUCACUUUUAAAGUACUGUGGCAAUCAUCCCACUAUUCAACAAAUGCUUCCAGAAAUUCAGGAGGCUUUUUCUCACCUUAUUGGUGAACAAAAUGAACUCACGCAAGAGUUGGCUUCUCAAGGCAUGAGUAUUGUGUAUGACAUUGGUGAUGAAUCUAUGAAAAAGAAUUUGGUGAGUGCACUUGUGAAUACAUUGACUGCGACAGGGAAACGGAAAAGAGCCAUCAAACUUGUUGAAGACACUGAAGUAUUUAUGGAUGGAACUCUUGGUGAAAGUGCUAGUGGAGGGAAACUGAACACUUACAAGGAGUUGUGUAACUUAGCAAAUGAGAUGGGACAACCAGACUUAAUUUAUAAGUUCAUGGAUUUAGCAAAUUAUCAAGCUUCUCUGAAUUCAAAGAGGGGUGCUGCUUUUGGCUUCUCUAAAAUAGCUAAACAAGCAGGAGAUGUUCUUAAGCCAUAUUUACGUACUUUAAUUCCAAGGCUUGUACGCUAUCAGUAUGAUCCUGACAAAAAUGUGCAGGAUGCAAUGGUACAUAUAUGGAAGUCACUUGUGGAUGAUUCAAAGAAAACCAUUGACGAAAAUUUAGAUCUUAUCAUUGAUGAUUUACUAGAACAAUGUGGAUCCAGGCUUUGGCGGUCACGCGAGGCAUCAUGUCUUGCCCUUGCAGACAUUAUUCAAGGACGAAAGUUUUAUGAGGUUGAGAAGCAUUUAAAGAGAUUAUGGUCAGGAGCCUUUCGUGCAAUGGAUGACAUAAAGGAAACUGUCAGAAUUUCUGGUGAAAAAUUAUGCCGUGCUGUAACUUCCUUGACAACAAGGCUCUGUGAUGUCUCUCUAACUGAUAUGUCAAAUGCACACAAAGCAAUGGAUAUUGUUUUACCUUUUUUGCUUGCAGAAGGUAUACUAAGUAAAGUUGACAGUGUUCGCAAGGCAUCGAUUGGAGUUGUUAUGAAGCUUACUAAGCAUGCUGGAACCGCAAUUCGUCCACAUAUAUCUGCUCUAGUGUGCUGCAUGCUUGAAAGUUUAUCAAGCCUAGAAGAUCAAGCGCUCAAUUAUGUCGAGCUUCAUGCGGCAAAUGUUGGAAUACAGUCAGAAAAGCUUGAAAGUUUGAGAAUUUCCAUUGCUAAAGGCUCUCCUAUGUGGGAGACUUUAGAUUCAUGCAUAAAAGUUGUUGAUGCAGAGUCAUUGAACACAUUGAUCCCACGGCUUGCUCAUUUAGUGCGAUCUGGAGUGGGCCUUAACACUAGGGUUGGUGUUGCCAAUUUUAUUACCUUGUUGCUUGAAAGUGUUGGUGUUGACAUCAAGCCAUAUGCAAAUAUGUUGGUGAGGUUGUUGUUUCCAGUUGUUAAGGAGGAAAAAAGUACUGCUGCAAAACGUGCCUUUGCAAGUGCCUGUGCAAAAAUCCUAAAUUAUAUACCAGUCUCACAGGCACAAAAACUUAUUGAAGAUACUGCAGCUUUGCAUGCUGGUGACAAGAAUUCUCAAAUUGCAUGUGCAUUGCUCUUAAAGAGCUAUUCAUCCAUGGCAACAGAUGUUAUUGGUGGAUAUCAUGCAGUUAUCAUUCCAGUUGUUUUCAUUUCAAGAUUUGAAGAUGAUAAAAAUGUCUCCAGCCUAUUUGAGGAACUAUGGGAAGAAUAUACAAGUGGGGAACGAAUCACUCUCCACUUAUACUUGGGAGAAAUUGUUUCACUUAUUUGUGAGGGCAUGUCAUCAUCAACGUGGGCAAGUAAAAGAAAAUCUGCACAGGCUAUAUGUAGGCUUAGUGAAGUUUUGGGUGAAUCUCUUUCUUCUCACCAUGAGGUUUUGCUUCAGUCUCUCAUGAAGGAAAUUCCUGGUCGCCUAUGGGAGGGCAAAGACGUGCUAUUGCUAGCAGUAGGUGCUCUAUGUACAUCCUGCCAUAAAGCAAUUUUGGCUGAAGGUUCCACUUCUUCCAUUGCCAUUCUGAAUUUGGUAUCAUCUGCUUGCACCAAAAAGGGGAAAAAGUAUCGUGAAGCAGCACUUUCCUCUCUUGAACAGGUUAUAAAAUCCUUGGGCAAUCCAGAGUUCUUUAAUAUGGUUUUUCCCUUGUUGUUUGAUCUAUGCAAUUCAGAGCCCCUAAAGUCCGGGCAAGCACCUUUGGUCAGUGAUGCUGCUGAAUCAGAGUUGGACAGUGUAGAAGGGAUUACUGUUCCGUAUAACAAAAUUGUUGAUUGUUUAACCUCUUGUAUCCAUGUGGCACAUAUAAAUGAUAUUCUUGAAAAGCAAAAGAGCUUAAUGCAGAUGUAUACUGCAUUCCUGUUACCUGAACAUAAAUGGACUGUAAAAACUACAGCCUUUUUAUCCAUCAAAGAACUUUGCUCAAGGCUCGACAAUGUUGCAAAGGACUCCCAGGGAAGUCAUGAACAUGUUGGUGUAACUUCUCUUGUUCAGGAGAUGUUUCAUUCUCUGUCACCAAAAAUACUACAUUGCAUAAGCACAAUAAAAAUUGCACAGGUUCAUGUUUCAGCUUCAGAAUGUCUACUGGAAGUCAUGAAACUUGCCAUGGGCGUCCCUUUAGUUGGCACCAUCAAUGAAGGAUUCAAGGACGAGCUGCUUCAUCAGUUGGAGAUAGAGAAGAACGAAGGGGCAAAGUCAAUAUUGAGAAAGUGCGUCAACAUUCUUCAAGACUUGAAAUAAUAAUUGUACGAGCUAUAGGCUCUGAUCCAUAUUUAUAAAGUUUUGGGAAGAUGAAACAUUUAAGAAGCUCAUAAUUUUCUAUAGCUCGUAGCCGUAGAUAAUAUUAUGUCGCAUGACUUUCUUAACGACACACAAAAAACUCUUGUAGCCAAUCUAACAUAUCAUACUAUUAAAACGUUAAUAAAACAAAAUAGCUUUUCCAUUUUCUCUCAA
Cajanus cajan (pigeon pea) is the source of this 5771-nucleotide messenger RNA. RefSeq names its product ARM repeat superfamily protein. Gene Ontology annotation, biological process: ERAD pathway; proteasome assembly. Lineage: Eukaryota; Viridiplantae; Streptophyta; Magnoliopsida; Fabales; Fabaceae. Gene Ontology annotation, cellular component: nucleus; cytoplasm. Gene Ontology annotation, molecular function: molecular adaptor activity. The record is from RefSeq and is a predicted model, not a curated record.